GAAGCUUGUGCAUGCUUGACUGCUUUUGGUGGAAGUGGUUGGUAAUGAAGGGUCACGGUUAAAAUGGAGGGAUGUUCCACUUGCUGGAAUGCAGGUGCUUGGAUCUCUACGCUUCAAUUGUCCUUUCUCUCGUUGACUUGGACGGAUCGCGACUUGAUCCAAAUUCGUCUGUAGCAGCCAUGGCGCACAUCCAGGAGCAGUCCCCGGCGCUUAAAUUGCAGCAUCAGCAAGAGGAGGCAGACCACAAGCCCCAUCUCUUUGGCGCUUCGCUAAACAACGACAAUGUUGGCGCCAACGUCGUGACCCAUGAAGAUGGCCACGACAUCCCCACUCACUACGACGAGAAGACCGUGGUUACCCCACACAACCUGGAAGAGGAUGACGGCAUGGGAGGUGUCAGACCGACUCCAGAGGAACUCAAAACCUUGAGAAAGGUGGGAGAACCACUGCCCAAGUCUGCUUUCUUGGUCGCCAUUGUCGAGCUAUGCGAGCGUUUCACCUACUACGGCGCCUCCGGAAUCUUCCAGAACUACAUUCAGCGUCCGCUUGAUGGUAGCGAGGGUCGUGGUGCUCUCGGUAUGGGUCACAAGGGAGCUACUGGUCUCUCUACCUUCUUCCAGUUCUGGUGCUAUGUUACGCCAAUUCUCGGUGCUAUCAUUGCUGAUCAGUACCUGGGCAAAUACAACACCAUCGUCAUUUUCUGCGGUGUCUACAUCCUCGGUUUACUCAUCUUGACCUGCACUUCAAUUCCCGGCGCUCUUGAGCAUGGUGCUGGUCUUGGAGGCUUCGUCGCCGCUCUCAUCGUUAUCGGUCUCGGAACGGGAGGCAUCAAAUCGAACGUUGCUCCGCUCAUCGCGGAUCAGUACAAGAGGCGGCAAAUGGUUAUUGGCACGGAUAAGAAGACUGGCGAGCGCGUCAUCAUCGAUCCUGCCAUCACCAUCCAGCGGAUUUACAUGAUCUUCUACUGGUGCAUCAACAUUGGUUCCCUGUCUCUGAUUGCAACUCCGUACAUGGAGCGCGACGUUGGUUUCUGGUCCGCGUACCUCAUGUGUCUCUGCGUCUUCCUGGUCGGUACUCUUGUCCUCGUUCUCGGCAAGAAAGUCUACGUCGUUCGACCUCCUCAGGGUUCCGUCAUCACAAACGCUUUCCGUGUCAUCUUCAUGAUGAUCAAGAACCGCAACAUGGACGGCCCCAAGCCCUCGUUCCAGGCAGGUCUUGGAAGACCCUCCAACCUCCGCUGGGACGACCACUUUGUCGACGAGGUCAAGCGCGCUUUGAUCGCCUGCCAGGUCUUCUGCUUCUACCCCGUCUACUGGGUCGUGUACGGAAAUUUCUCCAACAACUUCGUCACCCAGGCCGGCCAGAUGGCAGGUCACGGUAUCCCCAACGAUCUGAUGCAGAACUUCGACGCCAUCUCCAUUAUCGUCUUCCUGCCCAUUAUGGACCAACUCGUUUUCCCCAUGCUCCGCAAGGCGAGGAUCCCCUUCCCGCCCAUCAACCGCAUCAUGCUUGGGUUCUGGAUCGGUUCCCUCGCCAUGGUCUACGCCGCCGUGAUCCAGAACAACAUCUACAAAGCCGGCCCCUGCUUCGGACAGCCCUUGUGCGAUGCCAGCAAAGACGCCGACGGUGUUGCCCAGGGCAACAACAUUCACAUUGCCACGCAAACCGGUGCCUACAUGCUCAUUGGUAUUUCUGAGAUCUUCGCCUCGGUCACGGGUCUCGAAUACGCCUACACCAAGGCCCCGCCCACGAUGAAGUCCUUCGUGCAGGCCAUGUAUCUGCUCACCAACGCUUUCGGAUCUGCCAUUUCUGAGGCAUUGAACCCGCUUCUGUACGACCCGGCGAUCGAGUGGAUGUUUGUCGGUCUGGCUGUUGCCAGUUUCAUCGCUGGAUGCCUUAUCUGGGUUCUGUUCCACCACUUGAACGCCGAGGAGGAUGCGCUGAACUCGCUGGAUCAGGAUGUCGACCAGGAGGCUAUGAUGAGGCGGAGCAGUGUGGAGAAGGCUUGAGUGUUCUGGAGAG
Molecule: messenger RNA, 2022 nt
Organism: Dothidotthia symphoricarpi CBS 119687
Lineage: Eukaryota; Fungi; Ascomycota; Dothideomycetes; Pleosporales; Dothidotthiaceae
Product: PTR2-domain-containing protein
Exons: 3
Coding region: 180-2009 (609 amino acids)
Biological process (GO): transmembrane transport; oligopeptide transport
Cellular component (GO): fungal-type vacuole; plasma membrane
Molecular function (GO): dipeptide transmembrane transporter activity; tripeptide transmembrane transporter activity
Source: RefSeq, a predicted model, not a curated record